GGCUGUUCUAUUUUUACUGGCCAGUUGCCGGAGGCCACAGGUUUCAUAGCCUGCCCUCAGCUCUGCCCCCACACUCUGCAGUCUGUGCUGAGGCUCAGGCCAGCCCGGCUCCACGAGGACUAAACUAGGCGCUCUUAGCUCUCUUUGCCCAUCUCAGCUGCACAGAACACGAGCAGGUACCGCCUUGAUACCACCAUGCCGGAAGUUGAGAGGAAAUCCAAGAUCACUGCCUCCCGCAAACUCAUGCUGAAGAGCCUGAUGCUAGCCAAGGCCAAGGAGUGCUGGGAGCAGGAACACGAGGAACGAGAGGCUGAGAAGGUGCGGUACCUAGCGGAGCGCAUCCCCACACUGCAGACCCGAGGCCUGUCCCUCAGCGCCCUGCAGGACUUGUGCCGAGAGCUACAUGCCAAGGUGGAGGUGGUGGACGAGGAGCGCUAUGAUAUUGAGGCCAAAUGCCUCCACAACACCAGGGAGAUCAAGGACCUGAAGCUGAAGGUGCUGGACCUCCGUGGGAAGUUCAAGCGUCCACCCCUGCGCCGGGUCCGUGUCUCGGCUGACGCCAUGCUCCGAGCCUUGCUGGGCUCCAAGCACAAGGUGUCCAUGGACCUACGGGCCAACCUCAAGUCUGUGAAGAAAGAAGACACGGAGAAGGAGCGGCCAGUAGAGGUGGGAGACUGGAGGAAGAAUGUGGAGGCCAUGUCUGGCAUGGAAGGCCGCAAGAAGAUGUUCGACGCUGCCAAGUCCCCGACCUCACAGUAGAGGUUGCCUUGCCGUAUGGCACUAUGGGAUCGUGCUUUGGGCCCCUUCCUCCAGCCCCACUCACCUAUCUUCCUGCCAAUGCCUAGAGCAUCCCUGCUUCACCUCCCCCCUCUCCCCCCAGCCUACAUGGCCACCUUUGGAGCCAGGAUGAGAUGGCGCACUGAGGAGCAGAGAGAAGCGAGUGGCGGAGAACUCAACCUACGAGGCACGCUGGUGUUACCCAGUCACACCGAGGGGCCACAGGCUGAGGCGGGAGGCAGAGAGAACACCUUCCCUACAGCCCCAGAUCGCCACCCUCCAUUUCUGUCGCUACCUGCAGUGUCCACCGGCAUCACGACUCUUCAUUAAAAAAAUCCAGGUUC
Messenger RNA from Peromyscus maniculatus bairdii (prairie deer mouse), 1121 nucleotides. The record is from RefSeq and is a predicted model, not a curated record. NCBI's taxonomy places the organism in Eukaryota, Metazoa, Chordata, Mammalia, Rodentia, Cricetidae.